This is a messenger RNA of Vigna umbellata (rice bean), 2490 nucleotides long. RefSeq names its product Jojoba acyl CoA reductase-related male sterility protein (gene MS2). Gene Ontology annotation, cellular component: intracellular membrane-bounded organelle. The record is from RefSeq and is a predicted model, not a curated record. Gene Ontology annotation, biological process: long-chain fatty-acyl-CoA metabolic process; suberin biosynthetic process. NCBI's taxonomy places the organism in Eukaryota, Viridiplantae, Streptophyta, Magnoliopsida, Fabales, Fabaceae. Gene Ontology annotation, molecular function: alcohol-forming very long-chain fatty acyl-CoA reductase (NADP+) activity.
CUUUCUUCUGCUACAUUUUCUACCAAAGCAUAGAUCACAGAAAACCACCACUUACCAAGAAGAGAAAAAAUCAAACAUGUGAAACAAAGAGUGUUUCCUUCUUCUAAGCUGUAGGUGCCUGCAUGUGAUGUGAGGUGUAACAAUGAGGCAAAAAGAGAGUUUUUUCAUCUCUUUCAUUUCACAAAAACAAUAUUAUAAGCACCUAACUCUCAUCUUAUUCAUCCUUAAAUCCACCCUACCUUUCUUUUCCCUGCAUUCAUUCUUUUUGUGCACCAAACCAACCAAACCCUUCUGUUAUCUUAUACACUUCAGUUUGUUUACUAGCUUUUCUUUUUGGUUCAGUUCAAGUCAACCACUUUUAACUGCACAACAUCUAGAAAUCACUUCCUUUUUUGCUCUGGACUCUGAUUCUUGUUUUCCCUGCUAGACAUGGGGGUCUUGUCCAUAGGUUAUUCUUAUUCAUCAAGUUUGCUCAGUAAACUCAUUGAAGUGCCACAAAACAGUGUGUGGUACUCUUCAAGGAGGAAAACAAGUGUUGUGUACUGUCAGGGGGAAGGGAAUGUGAUCAAGUCCUCUGGCUUUUCUUCUGUGUUGACAGAAAGAUCAUCAUUGGUUGGCACAGAUAAUACCACUGCUGCAACUCUGAUGGAGGCAGGGAGCUUGGUCUUGUCACAAAAUGUGAAAAAUCAGGCAGAGAUUGUUGUGAAGGAUUUGAUGCCUUAUGGUGCACCAACAACAUUGAUAGGGUUGGAAGAUGGAAUAGGCAUUGUCAAAUUUCUCAGAGGGAAGAAGUUUUUCAUUACUGGGGCAACUGGUUUUCUAGCCAAAGUUUUUAUUGAGAAGAUUCUAAGGACAGAACCAGACGUGGGAAAAAUGUACCUUCUGAUCAAGGCGAAGAAUAAGCAAGCUGCUAUGGAUAGAUUGCAAAAUGAAAUCAUAAAUACAGACCUUUUCAGAUGCCUUCAACAAGUCCAUGGAAAAUCGUACCAAGCCUUUAUGUUGAGCAAGCUAGUUCCUGUUGUAGGCAAUAUUUGUGAGCAUAAUCUUGGACUAGAUGAAGAUAUAUCCAACGUUAUUGAAGAGGAGGUAGAUGUCAUUGUAAAUUCUGCAGCUAAUACAACAUUUGAUGAAAGAUAUGACACUGCUAUCAACAUAAACACCAUAGGACCAUGCCGUCUUAUGAACAUUGCCAAAAAGUGCAAGAAGCUUAAGCUCUUUCUCCAUGUUUCGACAGCAUAUGUCAAUGGACAAAGGCAAGGUAGGAUCAUGGAAAGACCAUUUAGCAUUGGACAGUGCAUAGCAAAAGAAAAAUUCAUAUCUGAAGUUUCACCAAAAUACAUUCCCACACUGGACGUUGAAGGAGAAAUAAAUCUGGUUUCAAAUUACAAAGGGGAUGUUGAAGACAACUUACUAGCUCAGAAGAUGAAGGAGAUUGGCCUAGAGAGGGCCAGAAGAUAUGGGUGGCAGGAUACUUAUGUGUUCACAAAGGCUAUGGGAGAAAUGAUGAUUGACAAAUUGAGAGGGGAUAUUCCAGUUGUUGUAAUGAGACCAAGUGUCAUUGAGAGCACUUUCAGUGAACCAUUUCCUGGGUGGAUGGAAGGAAAUAGGAUGAUGGAUCCAAUAGUUCUAUGCUAUGGGAAGGGUCAGCUAACAGGUUUCUUGGUGGAUCCAAAUGGAGUGCUGGAUGUAGUUCCAGCUGACAUGGUUGUGAAUGCAACCUUAGCAGCAAUGGCAAGGCAUGGAGUGACCCAGAAGGCAGAUAUCAAUGUGUACCAAAUUGCUUCAUCAGUGGUGAACCCCCUAGUCUUCCAAGACCUGGCAAAGCUUCUGUAUGAACAUUACAGUUCCUCACCAUGCAUUGACUCAAAGGGUAGGCCAAUUCAAGUUCCAUUGAUGAAGUUGUUUAGUUCUACAGAAGAAUUCUCUGGUCACCUGUGGAGAGAUGCAAUUCAGAAAAGAGGUCUCACACCCUCAAAGGGGAAGAAAAUGUCUCAAAAACUUGAAAACAUGUGCAGAAAAUCAGUGGAGCAAGCCAAGUACUUGGCCAACAUUUAUGAACCAUACACAUUUUAUGGUGGAAGGUUUGAUAACAGUAACAUACAAAGAUUGAUGGAAAGUAUGUCUGAAGAAGAAAAGAAGGAAUUUGGGUUUGAUGUAAAGAGCAUUGAUUGGAAAGAGUAUAUCACCAAUGUUCAUAUACCAGGACUAAGGAGACAUGUGAUGAAGGGAAGAGGAAUGAGUAACAACCAGUAACUUACAAGUUCUGCAAUGAAAUCAAUCCUUUUAUUUAUGCUGGAACAAACUGUACUAAUAUGUGCAUUUCCUUCUUUCAUUGAAUCCAUUAGGGUGUGGCAAAAACUACAACAAGGACAUGCUUCAUUAUUUAUACUGUAAUUUAAUAGUAAGAAUAAUCGAAUCUCUGUAGAAGUUUUUCAAGUUUCAAUCCUUAAUACAAAAUACAAGUCUAAUAUUUAUAAAGCAUAAAUUCUA